AUCUAUGGGCUCUUGUGAACAAUGCUGGAGUUCAGAAAGGAUUUUCUGUCGAACUUACUGGAAUAAUUGAAUUCAAAGACACUAUGGAAGUCAAUGCUAUUGGUCUCGUCCGUGUUACUAAAGCCUUUUUACCUCUGUUAAGACAGACGAAAGGUCGGGUCGUCAACGUGACCAGUUUAUCAGGGCGAGUUACUAUGCCCCAUCUUUGUUCUUACACCAUGAGUAAGUUCGCAGCAGUAGCUUUCACCGAGUGUCUGAAACAGGAAAUGCAAGUAUGGGGUGUCAAGGUGAUCUCCGUGGAGCCAGAAAUGUUCGCGACUCCUAUAUACGACAGCGCUCUAAAGCAUAUCGAUGAAACAGUUGCCUCUGUGGAGAACCAUGUAAGAGCUGAUUAUGGCAAGACAUUUUUAAAUUGUUUAAAGCAAUGGGUUGCGUCUGCUCGCAUUAUGAGUUCCAGCAAAGUAAAUAUCGUCACAGAUGCUCUGGAAUCUGCAGUAGCUCUGGAAUACCCGGAUGCAGUAUACAAACCUUGCCGGAAUCUCGGAGUACGAAUGAUGUGGUACAUUUUGGAGAACUUCCCAAGAAGCACUGUCGACUGGCUUAUGCGCUGCGCAUUUUCUUUAGGGUUAUGGGUAUUACGGCACCGAAAGAAGCUGAAAAUAUCUCAUAAUAGUGAUUAAAAAAAGAUAAAAUACUUGACCUUUUGUUUAAUUCCAUAGGAUUAUAUUGAAAAUUUAUUUAUAUAUUAUCAUUGCUGACAAAAAAAUGCACUCAAUUGAAAUGACGAAAGAAAGUUUGAAAAUGUUUCUUUGCUGAUCGUAUACUUUACAGAUACCUAACAUUUGCAUCAAAAUUAAAUGACAAUACAAUUCUCUAAAUUAAAUUUAGAAUUAAAAUUCGCAACAGAUAUGCGACGUAUUUUAAAAAAGAUGGCGGAUUAGAUUUAAAAGACAAAAUAGUUCACCGAAACAACCAAUUCAUUCAAUGACAUUCAGUAUCCCAGUAUGAUUGAAAGCCAAAAGUCAAGGCGCUGAAAGACGUGUGAGGGUAAAAAAAAAUCUUUAAUUACAAAUAAAUUUCAGUAAUUUCACAAAAGAGUGACCGCUAAUCAUAAUGAAUGCCACACAACGGCGAUAAGGUGCGUACACGAUAUAUACUGGAGUAUAUCUGGUACACUGUGAACGGCUACAGCAACGAAUGAAAUUCUAGAGACGAUUUUCUCACAAGAUUUAGAGCAAUCUUUUGAGUUCUUCCUACAAAACGAAACCGAGACUCGACAUAAAGGAAGAUUCCAUGGCAUGGAAUCACAUCGUUCAAAAGUCUGAAAUGGUUUGAACGUUGACAUCAAGAUAGCUUCUUCGUUUUUGUCAAAAAUGGCCUGGUGGUGUAUCCUAAUAGAAUAGUAUAUGCCUCUGGAUGUUUUCAGUAGUAUAACUAUUAUAAUUAUCGUAAGAUUUCAUGACCGAAAAUAUCAUACUUCAUACUAUUGAAAUUGUAUGACGUAUGAUAUGAAUCAAGCAUACUAACAUAGACGACGAUUCAUGUCCAGAUUUUUAUGUAGAAGUGCUGCUGUUACUACAGAUGUCUGCUUCCACGUACAUGUGCAUUAUGUGUGCAUUGGUACCCAAUCGCGUUUGAACUUUACUUCAUACAGAAGAAGAACAGUUGCCAAAACAUUCAGCUGGGCUGUACUCUGUUGCAGAAAUGAGCGAAGUCCACACUACGAAGAUAAUCCGAAACAGUCAAAGUUUGUCCUUUUUGAAACUGAUAUGGAUGCUUUAUCACGAAAUUCUUGUUCCCUCGUGUAUUGUUGCACAUCAGUGCUACGCCCCUCAUUUUUCUUAUAUGUCCCUCACAGAAGAUCUACCGCGCAUAGAAAACUGUUCUUCCAUAAGCAGUGUUUUCCCACCGAAUGACCUUCAUUAUCAUUCGUUUCUGCUGUCGGCAUCAUUCUUUUUGACAUUCAGUAUCAUUCUUGAACGAUCAGCAUCCGACUAGGUAGUGAGGAAAGGAUCCAGAAUCUUAUAGCUGGUGAUGCAAUAGUGAUGAAAUACUUUAGGGUUGGGAAACCGGUCUAUUCGGAAAUGCUGCGUGUUCAAUCGUUGCUCUUUGCUUCUCUGGUUUGCUGCUCCGAUUUUUAAUUGAUUUAGAAGUUUAAGCUUAGAAUGAUAGUGUGUACAAAAAAAGGCGCUUUUAUGAUUGGUGGUGAGAAAUACCUUUACAUUUUGUUCUUAAACAUGUACUCUGUGGCCACAGGUAAUCGCUUCGGUGUGCUCUACGAGUUUUUGAAGUAUGCACCAUUAUUUUGGACAACCUUGUAUUUACUUUCAUGUUCUUCUAUGAAAGGAAUGUCACUCAUUUGAUCGAUAUUUCAUUAAUGGUUUAAAUAUCGAGGGCGAUAUAAGUGCAGCAUCAAAGAGAGUUUCAUACAAUCUAUUCAAAACCACAACCUUUAUUUACAAUACAAACAUCCAGUUAAUUUUGCCAAUUCACAUAUUGAUGAUAAUUACGUCAAAGUGACGAUAUGCCUACCAAAUCGUUUGUACCAUGAUCUGUAGACCAGUAAUCUCCUCUGCAUAAACAAAAAUUUUUGUUAAAAAUUCAUGUGCUUUUAGGUGUGGGUUCAUGUGGAUCAUGUAGUAUUCCUUCACGGAUUUAACCAAUGUACUAAAUGGAAUGGAUAAUUUGGCUAUAGCAAUGCUAAGCAUUCUAUUCCCAGUGCCGAUCCUAAACCUGACCAUGUGCAAAUUAAAAUUGCCCCCCCUCUUUUACAGAAAUAUGAUAUAUUAUUUGAUAAUUAUUUGGCUGCCCACGUGCUUUGCACCAUCUUGCGCCCCGCUAGGAUUAACCCUGCCUGUUCUUUGGACCAAAAAAACAUAUCUUUUAUUUGGCUCUACGAGAAACGAUCUUCUCAUGCAGGUUAUCUGCCUAAGAGAAGGCAGACUUCGUGAACUUUCCUGAAGACUAAACGACACAGCUUCGAAUUCACGUUACACACUAGAAGAAUCACGAAAAUAUCUAUUCAAUUAACCAGGUUUUGAAUCUGAGUCAAAUUAGCAAUGUUCAGGUGUCUUAUUUACUCAGCCAUUAGUGGGUUCAAAUGGAAUGAAAUGGAAAUGAAAUUUCUUCCUAUGUUGCUAUAUUUAUGGAACGCCACGUAACAAACAGCUGAAGGUAAAAUUUUAAGUUUAAAAAAUGAUCGCCUGUUUACUUCUGACUUGUAUAAAUAAAUAAAUACAACAUAAAAUAAGAUGUGUCUAGUUUUUAAUUUGUAAGAAUUAUGUGAAUUUUAACGGCCAGAAGAUGUCGCUUCAUCUUGUUACGUCAAUAUCUGUUUACAUUUAUCAGUUUAGUUGUAGACCAAAAGAGAUAGAUAAAUAAAUAUUUAUUUGAAUGUAA
Molecule: messenger RNA, 3399 nt
Organism: Stegodyphus dumicola
Lineage: Eukaryota; Metazoa; Arthropoda; Arachnida; Araneae; Eresidae
Product: 17-beta-hydroxysteroid dehydrogenase type 6-like
Biological process (GO): steroid metabolic process
Cellular component (GO): intracellular membrane-bounded organelle
Molecular function (GO): oxidoreductase activity
Source: RefSeq, a predicted model, not a curated record